This is a messenger RNA of Lepisosteus oculatus (spotted gar), 1396 nucleotides long. The record is from RefSeq and is a predicted model, not a curated record. NCBI's taxonomy places the organism in Eukaryota, Metazoa, Chordata, Actinopteri, Semionotiformes, Lepisosteidae.
AUGGGAAUAUUCAGAUUAUGCUGUAUAUUGCCAGUUGCUAUCAGAGUUUUUUUUUCCACUUCUUAAGCUGUGGUGAAAGAAAGACUCCAGCAAACUGUGCUCUUUCUCUUUCAGAGUGGUUUCAGGUUGUUGGUCCAGCUGUUCCUGUGUUUGUUUUCCCUGGUGAAGACACUGUUCUGCCCUGUUACCUCUCACCGGGCAUCAGUGCUGAGGAUCUACAGAUCGGGUGGUUUAGAAAUGAUUACACAGCUCCUGUGUGUUUGUACCAGAACCACGGGUAUAUAUUUGAGGAUCAGAUCCCAUCAUACAGGGGAAGAGCUGAACUUUUCCCAGAGGAGCUCUUCAAAGGCAACGUGUCUCUGAGACUGAGAGAUGUGAGGCGCUCUGAUCAUGGGCUCUAUAACUGCCUGGUUCGAUCUCCUCAGCAUUUUGAAAUAGCUCUUAUUGACCUGAGUGUUAGAGGAGAGAGGGGGUGUGGUCGGCUGCCAAGGCAAUUCUCCACUAUGGCGCUACUUUUAUUCAAAUUACUCGGAAUAAAAAAUAGCUAUUCUUUCUGCUUUCCAGGAGAUUAUUUCCCUGCUCCCUCUGGCUGGAUGGUGGCUCUCUUCCUAACAGCAGCUGUUACUGUAGCAGCAUCAGUACUUCUGGUGAUCCAGUGGAGAAGAAUGGACAAGCAGGAGGCACUGUGGAAAUCUGAACUAUAUUAUAUUAUGGCAGUAUAUGGAAUUCCAGUCGUUCGUGCAGAAAUCGAUGCUGUGAAGCGAGCUCCUAUCCCUAAAUCACAAUGGCAGUGGAUCUGCAGUGCUGCAGCUGCUGUGACUCUGGACCCUGAUACAGCUCACUGUGAGCUCAGCCUGUCUGAGGAUGGGAAGAGAGUGAGACUGGGACAGACGAAGAGUCUCUCUGACAAACCUCACAGAUUUGAUUCCUGGCGCUGUGUCCUGAGCAGGGAGGCCUUCACCUCAGGGAGACACUACUGGGAGGUGGAGGUGAACAACAGCUGGAGAAUAGGAGUGACCAGAGAGUCUGCACUGACGAAAGGGAGGUUCAUCUUCUCUCCCCAGCAGGGUUACUGGUGUCUGUACUCUUACCUUCAUGAUUUCUAUGCUCUCACUAGACCUUUGACUGAUCUCAACCAAAGUCUGCAGCCCAGGAAGCUGGGGGUGUGUGUGGAUAUUGAGGAGAGGAAGGUCUCCUUUUACACAGUGGAGUCCAGAGCUCAUCUCUACACUUUCACUGACAUGGUCUUCCCUCAGGGGGAGAAGAUCUAUCCUGUCUUCUGGACCUUGGAUGAGUGUAAAGACCUUGUGCUGCUGCCUGCUGUCAGUCUGGAAAUUUAACCUGUUACUGACUCAUGAACACAGGCUGACUGUCUCCCAGCUCUUUGUCUCACUAG